AUGUGCUCGUCACUCACAUCCCUCUCCCGCUUUGGCCGGGGCUUUGGCCGGAGCUCGUCCUCUUCCGCCAAAGCGAUCGCCAUCCCUCCCGUCGAGGUCCAUGACGUGGAAACCUCGGUGGACAAACGAGCGCGGACUGUCAAGCACCUGCUGAGACUGAACCAUGCGAACUAUUCUAUUCUGUUCAAUCAUUUGAGGUUUCACAACCACACGCCUCAUAUCCUCGGUUCUGCGUAUCUCUUCUCGGCGUCCGCGGACCAAUUAUUCGCCAUCUACGACGACGCCGCUGCACACGAAGGCCAUGAACCCUGGGUUGAUUCGCCCUCGGAGAUCGCCCUGCACGACUACCGCGACUAUCUGGGCAAGCGUGAAUACCAGCGCGCGUUCGUCGACUUCUUUGAGGACCAGCUCGUGCUAGCUGGGUACGACUGGAAAUGCGUGGUUGAGAAGUUUCUGUUCGAGAGGGGAAACCCAAAAAAGGACGAGCCAAACGUGGAGCCGAUCUUCAACUGCUUGACCGCUGGACUGGGCCAUCCGUUGAUCCAUCUCGGGUAUGCGUAUGAGCUGAAUAGCAGGGAAGUGGCGAUGGAGGCGCUGGGGCUUGCGGCGACCUGCUACGACGUGACACUCGCAAAGCUGCUCGAGACGGCGACACCGGCGUCGCAUUCGGCGAAUCCGCUGACGUACUCGACGAAUAACCUGUUCGAGGUCUUUGCCAGGGUCCAUGGCGACAGCCGUCUCGACGGCGUGUUCAAGCACCCUGGCGGGGACAAUCUCUCACACCUGCUGAGCGACGAGGCGCUGACCUCGAUCCUGCUCGAACACUUUCACGCGUGGCGGAUCAUGGACCCGACGAAGGACUUCGCACAGUCCCAGGCGCUCGCGACAGCUCUACUGAUCGCCAGCGCGCCCAGCGUCGGCUGGACACACGGGUGGGACUUCUUCCUCGUGCACGUCCUGACGACAUCGCACGCCGUGCGGAUCCUGAUCCCCUUGCUCGACGCCAGCCACCACGUGCCCCUGGUGCGCGAAUGGCUCCUCAUCGCCCUGGCAAUCUACAUCGCCCAACUUCGACCCUUGAUCAAGAUCGACUACGUCACCGACGUCGACCUGCACGGCCGCGACUGGGACACCUACAUAACCCGCGAGGCCGUAGAGGGCAAGUGGAAGUUCAGCGCGCACUUCGUCAAGGCGUGCCGCGCGAUGCGCGAGGCCGAACGAGUCUGGGGCGGCGGUUACGCUGGUGACGACAAGUACUACCUCAAGGCCGCCGUCAAGUUUGCCAGCGAGUUCAAUGACUGGGGCGGGUUUGGGGUCGAGGAGGGCGACGGAGAGGCGAGGGACGCGGGCGGGGAGAGCGUCGGGGGGAAGGCUUGA
This is a messenger RNA of Cladophialophora psammophila CBS 110553, 1377 nucleotides long. RefSeq lists its product as uncharacterized. Gene Ontology annotation, molecular function: oxidoreductase activity. The coding region runs from base 1 to 1377 and encodes 458 amino acids. The record is from RefSeq and is a predicted model, not a curated record. The transcript is spliced from 2 exons. Lineage: Eukaryota; Fungi; Ascomycota; Eurotiomycetes; Chaetothyriales; Herpotrichiellaceae.